Gopherus flavomarginatus (Mexican gopher tortoise) is the source of this 6690-nucleotide messenger RNA. RefSeq names its product UDP-glucuronosyltransferase 2A2-like. NCBI's taxonomy places the organism in Eukaryota, Metazoa, Chordata, Testudines, Testudinidae. Gene Ontology annotation, molecular function: UDP-glycosyltransferase activity. The record is from RefSeq and is a predicted model, not a curated record. The transcript is spliced from 7 exons. Bases 197 to 2437 code for a protein of 746 amino acids.
UUCUAGGUGAUCCAGAACAGGAUUUGGUACUUGCUGAAUGUUUCCCCACAUAUGGUAAUUUUGCAUUGAAAUGACCUUAUUCUUCUAUCAGGAUUGGAACAUUCAGCAUCCAGUCUUUGUGGGCUGUGCUUAGAAGUGUUUACACGGUGGACUCUGGAACUGAACUUAGCUCUGCUGAGAGCUGCCGCGUACAGCCAUGAUGUUGAAGAAGUGGCUUUUGCUGGUGCUGUGGGCUCACAUGAGCUACUGGGGCUCAGGAUCCUGUGGGAAGGUGCUGGUCUGGCCCAGUGAGGCCAGUCACUGGCUCAACAUGAAACUGGUGCUGGAGGAACUCUCCCUUCGGGGCCAUGAUGUGACUGUGCUGGUGCCUUCAGCAAAUUUGUUCAUCGACUACAAUGAGUCCUCUUCCCCAUUUGACUUUGAGGUCCUUCCGGUGCCCUUUACCAAGGAGACCGUGGCGGCCAUGUUGGAGGACUUCUUGCACCUGUGGAUGUAUGAGCUUCCCCACCUGUCCUACUGGGAGGGCCUGGUGAAAGUGAUGGAAAACGUGGAAGUCUUUGUCACGCUGUCGAAGCAGAUCUGUGACAGUGUGGUGCUGAACCCCAGGCUGAUAGCAAAGCUCCAGCAAGCAGGGUUUGAUAUGCUAAUCGCAGACCCUCUUUCUCUGGGCGGUGAGCUGGUAGCAGAGUUGCUUGAAAUCCCUUUUGUCUAUACUUUCCGGUUCUCUGAUGGGAACACAGCGGAGCGGCUGUGUGGGGGGCUUCCAGCCCCUCCUUCGUACGUGCCUGCCAGCACGGGGGGACUGACGGACAGGAUGUCCUUCAUGGAGAGAUGGCAAAACCUGCUCUUUUAUACUCUUCAGGAUGUUCUGUUUCACCAGGUUUUCUGGAGAGAAUGGAGUCAGUACUACAGCGAUGUGCUGGUCUGGCCCACCGAUGCCAGUCACUGGCUCAACAUAAAACUGGUGCUGGAGGAACUCUCCCUUCGGGGCCAUGAUGUGACUGUGCUGGUGCCUUCAGUAAAUUUGCGCAUCGAUUACAAUGAGCCCUCUUCCCCGUUUGACUUUGAGGUCCUUCCAGUGCCCUUUACCAAGGAGACCAUGGUGGCCCUGUUGGAGGACUUCCUGCACCUGUGGAUGUAUGAGCAUCCCCGUCUGUCCUACUGGGAGCUCAUGUUGAAAAUGAAAGAAUUCAUGGAAGUCUCUAUCAAGAUGUUCAAGCAGACCUGUGACAGUGUAGUGCUGAACCCCAGGCUGAUAGCAAAGCUCCAGCAAGCAGGGUUUGAUGUGCUGAUCUCAGACCCUCUUUCUCUGGGCGGUGAGCUGGUAGCAGAGUUGCUUGAAAUCCCUUUUGUCUAUACUUUCCGGUUCUCUGAAGGGAACACAGUGGAGCGGCUGUGUGGGGGGCUUCCAGCCCCUCCUUCAUACGUACCUGCCAGCACGGGGGGAUUGACAGACAGGAUGUCCUUCAUAGAGAAGAUGACAAACUUGCUGCUUUAUAUUUACCAUGAUGUUUUUUUCCUGCAUUUCUGGGGGGAUGAAUGGAAUCAGUAUUACAGUGAUGUCUUAGGAAGGCCCACGACGCUGUGUGAAACGAUGGGCAAAGCAGAGAUGUGGCUGAUCCGAACGUACUGGGACUUUGAAUUCCCUCGUCCUUUCCUGCCUAACUUUGAGUUUGUUGGGGGACUCCACUGCAAGCCGGCAAAGCCUUUACCUGAGGAAAUGGAAGAGUUUGUCCAGAGUUCAGGGGAACAUGGUAUCGUGGUGUUUUCUCUUGGCUCGAUGAUUUACAACUUAACCGAGGAGAAAAGUAACAUGGUUGCCUUGGCCCUCAGCCAGAUUCCACAAAAGGUUCUUUGGCGAUACAAAGGGAAGAAACCAGAAACUUUAGGACCCAACACUAGGAUUUACGACUGGAUACCCCAGAAUGACCUGCUUGGCCACCCCAAGACCAAAGCCUUUAUUACUCAUGGUGGAACCAAUGGGAUCUAUGAAGCUAUCUACCAUGGGAUUCCCAUGGUUGGGAUUCCCAUCUUCGCUGACCAGCCGGAUAACAUUGCUCACAUGAAAGCAAAAGGGAUGGCAGUGGAGCUGGAUUUUAACACAAUGCAAACCCAGGAUUUAAUCGAUGCAUUGGAUACGGUCAUUAACAACUCCAGCUAUAAAGAAAAUGCAGUGAGGUUAUCCAAGAUUCACCACGACCAGCCCAUGAAGCCUCUGGACCGAGCUGUCUUCUGGAUCGAAUUUGUCAUGCGCCACAAAGGGGCGAAGCACUUGAGACCAGCAGCUCAUGAGCUCACCUGGUACCAGUAUCACUGCCUGGACGUCCUGGCAUUCUUGCUCGUCUGUGCAGCAGCUGCUGUUUUCAUUGCUGUUAGGUGCUGCUUGUUCUGCUGUAAGAAAUGCGGUAGGAUUGUAAAGAAAAAGAAAACGGAGUAGAUUUGCUGUUCCUAUUGGCCACGCUUGUCUCUGGUUAGGCCGUGGUUCAGCCAGGUACUUCAGCUUGUUCAUGGUCCCGUUGUUCUAGGCAUAUGCUGAAAAUGAGGCGCACGCUGUAAUACCCAUGUGUAAUCAGGGCGAUGUUCCGGUGAUGUUAUAUCAGGAAAGCUGUGCACCUAGCGAAUGUGAGGUUUACAGUAAUUUCCUUUUGGCCUGAACAAGAAUGAAUCAUUAGCUUGAUCCUCCAAUCGGACUCCUUCAGUGAUUACACAGGGACUUGUCAUAUGCUAACUGUGGCAAUGAUUUUCAGAAUGUAACUUUCUGGAGACUUUAUUUUCAAAGGACGAAGCCCAUAUGUUUUAGGUCCUUUGCUGUGUCUUCCACCUGCAGGUAUUAAAGUUGAUUUGCCCACUCUGCGAUCUGUGAGAGUGUGUCCUCACUAGAUCACCCAGAACCAGAAUGUCUGUGUCUCUGUUGUAUGGCUCCUGGAAAAGCAGACAUUGACUAGUUUGGAGCUCAAAUAAGUGGUCAGAUGCUCCUAGAAGAUGCCCACCUGCAAGGCCAAGACUUUUGAAAAUAGCCAUCUGCCUGUAGGUUCAUACGUCCAUAUUUAAGUGUCUUAAUAGAUAACUUGAUUUUCAAAUGUUCUGGGCAUGCAGCAGCUCCGCCUGACUUCAGUUGGAGAUGCUGGGUGCUCAACAUAUUUGAAAAUCAGGUUUUUUUAGCAACCAUGGUGAGGAUCGAGGAAUAGGCUCCUUUGAAAAUCCAGUGUUAGGUGCGCCACUCCCAUUGAAUUUCACCACACGCUCUUGGCCUCCUUUCAAAAUCUCAGCCAAAGAGAAGAACUUCGUGGCCUGUGUCUGAAAGCCUGAUCUGGAGUAUAAAAUGGAAAUGGUUUGUGUAGUGAUUUGGGGGCUCCAACUGGAUCCCUUCUGCAUUGGCUCUCGUGAAAAAUCUUUCCAACGUUUAAUGAAACUUUACCCUGAGUUUAAUUUCUGUGGGUGAAGACACAAUUUGAUGGCUGAGAAUUAUAGCGCUGGGAAUUCAAUAGGCAGGUGCUAGAGUGUGGGCCCAAGAAAGAGGGUGGCUGUUAGAAUGGCAGCCUUCCCAGACAUGCAGUUGAAGGGCAGUAACUCUAUAUGCUGGGAAUAUCACAGUCUCUACAGCGUAGAACUCCCAAUGGUCAAACCAGUACACAAGGGGAUCUAGGAAAUGGCAGACUAACUCAAGGGGUUUUAUGUGUAUCUAGGUCUGCCCCUUUUGCUCCCUAGUCCAAUGCUCAGCCUCCAGCCCUGGCCCAAAGCAACUCAGCAAGCUGAAGGAACAGCUGCUCUGCCCCACCAAAGGGUGGAGACUGAUUGGUGGGGGGAAGGCAUUCCACUGUGUCCCAUCCCCUCCUUACACACAUCCAUGCAUUCUUCUGGCCUGCUGUAUAGGGAUCCCCCUGUGCUGCAGGACUCCCUCUUCCCAGUGAUCCCCCUUCUGUGGGGCGUGGAAAGUUAGUCUUAGGGCCCAUGGUCUCUGUUCAUCUUGCUAGCUGGCCUCCACAGCAGAACCAGCAACUUGCACAUCCUGAUAGCUGCCAAAGCUCCCUGAAGACUCGCACUAACUUCAGCGGGCUUUGGCUCAGGCCUUUACUGGCUUAGCUCAUCGUGCCAUCAGUAAUUCCCAAGCGUCUGCUGCCAUACACAGGAGCGAGGCGCCUGUGCUACAGCAUUCCAGAGCUGCUGGAGAGGAGACCUGCUGAAUAAUGGGACAUGUGGCUUCAUUGGUCUGUAAGAGGUUGUCUUAAAAUGCUCCUGGAACCGCCAAGUGGAACUGCUAAUUUCCCUCAGUAAUGGGCAAACCUAUUAUCGGCAUAGUGGGCCAACUCCUCAGCAGCUGUAGAUCUGUAUCAGUUAUUCUGUUGAGCGCCAUGAAGCUGUGCCAAUUUUAUAACAGCUGAGGAUCUGUCCCACUUAUGAUCCUGGGGCUUGCAGUAUUGCAUGGUUGCUACAAUAAGCAAGCCACCAGAUUGUGUCUAAGAGUGCCUUUAAACUUGCCUUUAUUGUCAGAGUUGGGUUGCAUUUGUAAAUAUGAUCCAGCGCUCAAUGGAAGGCAACUUAUUUACCUGCAGACAAGACAGCUGGAGAAAACAGUAAGGUUCUUCAUUUACUGCAUAGAUUUUCUUGCCCCAUACAAGCUUAUUUUAUUAGCGCUAAUUUUUGGAGCUGGCUGUGACAAAUCUUAAGCCUUCGGUUAGUUCAAAGCUAUGUAAACCCUUAACUAUAUAAGAUGGAAAAAUGGCGUUGGUCAUAAAAGCUAAAGCUUUGAUGCUAAACUGAAAAAGGGACAUCUUGAUGUUGAUUUAGGAGACUCUAGCCUCCAGGGCCUAUCAUAGCAGAUAUAAUGAGUAUAAGACACACUAAUGUGAAUGGUCAUGUUUCUGAGUAUACAGAAAAAUACCUAAAUUGGUAGUCAGCUCCAGACACCAGCGUUCUGUGAUUUAUCACUGAGAUUCCCUUUGUUACUGUACAUCACUGGAAACCCUGGGUAAGUUCCUCAGCUGGUGUAAACUGCCCUCUUGUAAUCACGUGAGUGGAGCUAGGCCCGUGCACACUUCUGUAAUUCCAUGCUUGUUGCACUUGUUGAAUGAGCUGGCUCCCUUCUGUGUGCUGCUUUGAUACCGCUACAUUGCCACUGCUGCUGCCCAAGUAUUUGCUGCCUCGUGGAUAGCACGUUCAGCUCCGUGGGCUGAUUUGUUAAUAAAAGCAAUUCCUAUUACUGAGUGUCAAGCUGAUUAAGUCUAUGUAAGAUUUCCUCUACUAAAAUAUGCAAAGCUUAGGUGAGCGUCAGUUUCAAGUCAGAGAAUUCAGCUGUAGCAGAUCCUCCAGUAACUUGCAUUGCAAUUUGUGCAGCUGGACUGCUACCCACAGAAGUUACCAUGCACAGUUGCAGCCUUACUGGAGCAGGUUAUUUAAAAGUUUGCCUAAGCAGGAGACAAAUGCUGUCAGAGGAAGUAGGACUGAAUGAAGAUGGAUGGGAACACGUAUGUGGAGACAAAUGGGCUGCCUUUUUCAGAAGAACGUAGCAAGCUGGGUGCUAGACUUUCACAAGCCCGGCUGCACAUGAACGAGCUGAACAUGUGAAAUCUGGACAUAAGCCUGCUUGGCGUUUAUACUCUGGCCAGAUGCUCCCUCAUUGCUACUGCCCUAAUUUCUUCUUCUUAGGAUGACGCGGACAUGUGCACAGACACACACACACUGUAACUUGCUAGUUACUGAAGUAGCUCUACAAGCCAUGCUUCAGGUGACAAAUUAAGGCAAAUUACAGAUCGCAUAUGCAUGGCUCUGCACUGUAUGACAGCUGUAAGAGUCUAAAUGUGCUGGGAGCCAGAGGUUCCUGCCUCCUGAGCUGAGAUUAAGGCCUUGUCUAUACUACCAUGGUAAGGUGACCUAAGUUAUGCUACUAGGUCGACUUUCCGUGGUGUCUACACCGUACUGCGUCAACAAGAGAUGCUCUCCUGUCAACUUCCCUUACUCUUCUGGGGGAGGUGGAGUAUCAGGGUUGACCAGAGCAUGCUCUCCCUUCAAUUUAGUGAGUCUUCACUAGACCAGCUUAAUCGACACCUGCUGCAUUGAUUGCAGCAGUGCUGAUUGACUGUAGACAUGGCCUAAGAAUAAUAUAUUUCAACCCAAAAGUUAACUCUCAGUAAAGUGAGAACAAGGAAAUGCCUCUAACUGCAUGCAGAGAAGUAGUUUUUUGUUUUUUUUUCCCUAGUGAACUCAAGUUGUAGGUUAGCUCUCUGGUUUUUACUAUUGCAAGUUUAAAUUCAAAUCUGUCCUGUUCAAGAUCACUGACUGAUGUAUUGUAAAUGCAAUAUCCCAUGGCAUUUGCUAUGGCGUUACAUAGAGGCAUGCCUAUGUUGGUGCUGCAGUGGGUGUCUGCCCUGUAAAUCUGUCUGGAUCAAGCAAUUGAUUGACAUGGGCGUGGUUUGACUCACGGGCACAGGGCUAGGACAUUAAAACCAGAUUGCUUCAAAUCAAUGAGACUAAUUCUCUACAAGUUAGUUAUUGAGGGCAUAGCGGUUACACAGCUACUUCAUGACAAAGAAAAGUAUGUUUUAAUCAACUGAGUUUUUUGUUCUGAUUUAAUCCCAAAAUCCAUGAAGCUCCUGCAGUGGUUCAGGAAGAUGAGACAAUGAACCUACCUACUCCAGUAAAUGUUAGGCCAUGUCUGCCCUCCCAACGAAAUCAACACUGCUGUGAUUGAUG